AUGAAUGAGUCCGAAAAACAAACGCAGGAUGCUCAAUUCUCAAGCACCAGUACCGAUAAUGAAUCCCAAUCUCAAACUCCAACCCCCAAUUCAACAAAUCCCGGCCCCCCUCCGGAUGGGGGAUUCACAGCUUGGCUCCAUGUAUUCCUCACACAUCUCGUCUUCUUCAAUAGUUGGGGUUUCGCAAACAGUUAUGGAAUUUUCCAACAAUACUAUACCGUCAGCUUAGCUCAAACUUCUUCAUCCAUCGCUUGGAUCGGUAGCGUUCAAGUAUUUCUCCUGUUAUUCGUCGGAGUGAUAGGGGGUCGAGCAUCGGAUGCUGGUCAUUUCCAUCUCAUCUUCAGAAUCGGUGUCUUCCUGCAAAUACUGGGUGUCUUUAUGACAUCUUUGUGCAAGACCUAUUGGCAGGUAUUUCUUGCUCAUGCGGUCUGUGUUGGUUUAGGGAAUGGAUUGUCGUUCUGUCCUGCUCUAUCUGUUUUGUCCACGUAUUUCAAGAGAAACAGAGCGUUAGCAGUAGGCCUUGCAGCGGCGGGGGGAGCAAGUGGAGGUUUGGUGUAUCCGGCUGCUGUGCAUGUAUUGAUUGGAAAAGUUGGGUUCGCGUGGACGUUGAGGACCGUAGGGUUUAUUAUGUUGGCAGCUCAUAUUCCUUCCAUUUUCCUCUUUAAGCCAAGAUUGCCUCCUUAUAAAGCAGGUGCUUUGGUAGAAUGGGCGGCAUUCAAAGAACUGGCAUAUACCUUCUUUACCAUGGGGAUGUUCUUCAAUUACUGGGGACUAUAUUUCGCUUUCUUCUAUCUGGGAACAUUCGCUCGCGACCGCUUGGGCGCUACGACUGAAACUUCCGUUAGUCUUCUGAUGAUUUUGAAUGGGAUUGGAAUCAUCGGACGCAUUAUCCCAAACCUCAUCGGAGAUCGGAUCACUGGACCCUUCAACAUCCUCAUCCCAUUCGCUUUCGCAGCAUGCGUUUUGGUUUAUUGCUGGGCGGCUGUUGAUUCAAUAAGUGGAAUGUAUCCAUUUGCUAUUAUAUACGGAUUUAUUGCAGCUGCUCUACAGGCGCUUCUUCCGGCCACUGCUACAAUCUUGACGACGGAUCCUAAGAAAACGGGGGUAAGGCUGGGUAUGAUUUUGAGUGUUGUUAGCUUUGCGUGUUUGACUGGUCCACCGAUUUCUGGUGCGCUGAUUCAGGUUGGAGGAGGAAGUUAUCUCUAUGCGCAGAUCUUUGCGGGAACGUCGAUUGCGCUUAGUGGAUUGUGUCUUGUAGCGUCUAGAGUAUCGACGUCUGGAUGGAGUUGGGUCAAGGUCUAG
Botrytis deweyae is the source of this 1302-nucleotide messenger RNA. RefSeq lists its product as uncharacterized. The transcript has a single exon. Gene Ontology annotation, biological process: transmembrane transport. Gene Ontology annotation, cellular component: fungal-type vacuole membrane. The record is from RefSeq and is a predicted model, not a curated record. Bases 1 to 1302 code for a protein of 433 amino acids. Lineage: Eukaryota; Fungi; Ascomycota; Leotiomycetes; Helotiales; Sclerotiniaceae. Gene Ontology annotation, molecular function: transmembrane transporter activity.